Messenger RNA from Schistocerca serialis cubense, 1074 nucleotides. RefSeq lists its product as uncharacterized. The annotation marks the transcript as partial. Gene Ontology annotation, molecular function: nucleic acid binding. Lineage: Eukaryota; Metazoa; Arthropoda; Insecta; Orthoptera; Acrididae. The record is from RefSeq and is a predicted model, not a curated record. The transcript is spliced from 3 exons.
AUGACGUACAUUGCAGAUGCCAAGUUGAGUCCACAAGGACUAAAUGCCACUGAUGAUUACCAGCCUACAGUUCUGCACCGGCAGCUCUCACUGAUUUGUGUACUCUCACCCACUCUCUUCAAUGGCUUCGACGAAGUAGAGAAAGAUGUUUUACACAAGACAUUGCGUGAAAUGGGAUUUACCUGGAAAAGAUCUGUAAGUAAACGAAAGAUUCUCGUAGAAAGAACGGAUAUAAUUGACUGGCGAUGUAAGUAUCUGAUCCAAGUGAGGAAAUUAAGGGAGCUAGGCAGAAAAUUCUUUUAUAUUGAUGAAACUUGGGUGGACAAUAACAUUACUUACAGAAAAUGUUGGCAGGGCCCUGGCGUUGAGGGCAUUAUGGACAAUGUUAGCGGAAGCAAUAGGAUUAUAGUGGUGAAUAUUGGAUCAAAAGAUGGGUUCUUACCCAACGCACAGUUGGCUUAUAAAGCGGGUUGUGCAACAGGAGACUACCAUGGGCAAAUGAACUACGAAAAUUUUUCUAAUUGGAUAUCGAAUAAAGUGAUUCCGAAUCUGCCACCGAACUGUGUUAUUGUUAUGGACAACGCUUCAUAUCACAACAAGGAACACAACAAAGCUCCAACUAGGUCCUCGAAUAAAAGCGAAAUGAUUGAAUGGUUAUUAAAAAAUAAGGUGGAAGCUGAGUUGACAAUGAGAAAAACAAAAUUAUUUGAUUUAAUUAAACAACAUAAGCCGGAAGACAAAGUAUUUGAAAUUAAUAAAAUACUUGAAGCCCAUGGACACACUGUGCUGCGACUUCCACCAUACAACUGUGACUUAAAUCCAAUUGAAAUGGCGUGGGCAAAGCUCAAGAAUUUCGUCAGAGGAAGAAAUAUUCUUGGAGAUAUUUGCAUGACGAAGUUGCUGCAGUUGGUGAAAGAAGGUUUUGAAACGAUAAGUCAAGAUGACUGGAGUGCAUACUGCCUCCAUGUGGAGAAACUUGAAAGAGAAUAUUGGGUUAAGGAUGGGGUUGUGGAAGACAUAAUAGACGCUAUAGUUAUUAAUUUAGAAAGUGAUGACGACGAGGACGACGACGAC